Molecule: messenger RNA, 1760 nt
Organism: Pseudogymnoascus verrucosus
Lineage: Eukaryota; Fungi; Ascomycota; Leotiomycetes; Thelebolales; Thelebolaceae
Exons: 3
Coding region: 137-1096 (319 amino acids)
Molecular function (GO): 8-oxo-dGDP phosphatase activity
Source: RefSeq, a predicted model, not a curated record
CUCCUUCUCGCCCUGCCUAAAAGCCCAAGUUCGCAAAAUUCUCGUCGUAACCCAUUCCGAAUUGGAUCCCUUCUAUCCCCAAUCCUCUCUUCAAAGAUUGUCCAGCGUAGGGUAUUCUACCUGUUCCUCAACAGCCAUGAAGAGCAUUCUCGAAAUUGUCCACGAGUGUGAUAACUUCCCGUACUACGAACCAUGUCGUACCGAUGCCUACAACAGAGAGCUAGAGUCCUUAUGGCUUUUCUUUCUUCCGGACGACCCUCAACCACACGGCUUUCUCUUGGACUCCAUUGUUCAGCGCAUGCCAUGGACGCCCGACUUCCGCCUCGUUACGACCCCACAUAAAGAAGUCCAUCUGAUCAAACAGGAUCGCGAAGACUGGCAAGAAGCAUGUGUCAAAGCGAUUGAUGACCUCCUCGAUCUCGCCCGCGAGAAGAAGACUUUUCCUGGACUGGGGAAGAAGCGUGAUGAACAAUUCCCAAUUGUAGGUGCAAGUUUUGAUAUCGGCAUCGAACGGUCUGCGAGCUCCCUAUUCGGUAUCGUGGGAAGAGGGGCACACAUGACCGUCUACACGCGUACGAGCUCGGGAAUGAAGUUCUGGAUCCCGCGGAGAAAUGCGAAGAAAUCCACCUGGCCGAACAUGCUAGACAACACUGUCGCAGGUGGCGUGGCAAGGGGUGAGAUGCCCUUUGAAUGCCUUGUUCGUGAGGCUGGUGAAGAGGCCGCUUUAUCAGAAGAGCUUGUACGAAGAGACACGGUGGCUGCGGGAGCUGUGACAUGGUUCAAUAUAUCUGAUGAGAAGGCUGGCGGAGAACUGGGGCUUAUGAAUCCGGGAGUGUUGUAUGUGUACGACCUGGAGGUAGGCGAGCAUGUGACUUUCAAGCCAGUCGACAACGACGUGCAGAGUUUUCACUUGCUUGGUGUUGAUGAGGUAAAGGAGGCGAUGAGGAAUGGGGAAUUCAAGCCUAGCUGUGCCACAGUGAUGAUUGAUUUUUUUGUAAGGCACGGCUUCAUCACCGCAGAGAACGAGAAGGAUUAUACGGAGAUUGUGUCGAGGCUUCAUCGAAAGUUGCCCUUCAAGACAAGUCCUGGGUUUUAGACGUCAUGGUUGAGGGCCCAAGCAAUCCUAGAAUAUUCACUUAUUUUACAGACUCAGGGAGGAGGUGGUAACUACAGUGAAAUGCAAAAGGUUUCCUCGUGGUCUAUGGUCGCGAAGCUUGUUAGGGUACGAGAUAUUCAAAUUCAUAAUCAUAGUGAUCCGUCACUCAAUGAUCCCUACCAAGAGUGCAUGGAGAGCUGCGAGAAAAAGACAACAGAGCAAAGAUAGUAUCAGGGUUCUGAAGAAUUUGAGCAGAGAGAGCGCCUUCGCUACUGAGCUUGGGGAUGCGGAUGGGGGGCGGAGAACGAGAAGAUGGCAGUGGACGGAGAAUUGAGGAGGACGGCGCACCAACUGAUAGCGAGAAACCGGAUGAGGUCCAAUAAGGGAGGCAACGUGCUCCUGUGGUAUUGUUGCUCUCAGGGUGACUGACAAAGGAAAUUUUGGUAUGUGUGUUGAGGCCGUCAUAACACCGAAAUUAUUAAUUCUUCCCCGCAUUUAUUUUUCUGUCCCAGAUCUAAAAACCGGAGCAGCUCCGGGGCAAUGUCUGACACUUACGGUUAAAUCACUGCUAGUUUCACUCAUUUUUGCUUAUAGUUUCGCCCAAUGCUUCCAAGUGUCGGCAGCAACUACACCGAGCUAGGCCGGGUCACUGUUCAUAUCCGCA